CUCUGUGCUAAGUUACCAGAGCCAGCCUCCCCUAAUGACGUGACGCUAAUUUCGGCCAUUUCCAUGUGCUUCACUCUCUCCUCUCUCCUCUCUCUCAGUUGCUCGCUACAAGUACACUCCGAUUCGGCGAUUCCCUCUCUCUGCGAAUUCAGUUGCAGAAAAUCAAGGGAGGUCCGAGAUCUCCACCUUCAAUUCCGCGGGAAGCUCUCUGUGUGGUUCAAUCUUCGCCAAUGAAGGCUGCCAGCAAAGCCGCGAACCAUUUCGUCACCUUCGAUCACAAGAGGGACGCAUAUGGAUUUGCUGUGAGACCUCAGCAUGUACAACGUUACCGAGAAUAUGCCAAUAUCUACAAGGAGGAAGAGGAGGAAAGAUCAGAAAAAUGGAAGUCUUUCCUGGACCGUCAAGCAGAGUCUGCUCAGUCACUUGUUAAUGAGUUAUCAGUGGAAGACAACAAAAAGACAUCACAUGUAGAAGUUGUCAAGGAAGAGAUAGAUUCUAGUAUAGAUGAGGACACUAAACGAGAAGAUCCAAACAGGCAGAAUUCAGGGUUUGAUGAUAGUAAUAUCCCUCAGAAUGCAAAUGGCUUGAAAAGUGAUGAUGUACCAUCAGAAAAGGAUACAAAGAUUCACAAGAUCCAGAUAUGGACUGAAAUUAGACCAUCACUUCGAGAAAUUGAAGCCAUGAUGAGUGUUCGUGUAAAGAAAAAGAAAGAUUUAUCAAAUAAUAAUAAUGACACUGGAACCAGAAAGUUGCUUACUACUAUAGAAGAGGCUAGAUCACCUCGUGGAGCCUCUGAGGAGGACUCUGAGGAUGAGUUUUAUGACGUGGAGAAGUCUGAUCCAGCACAGGAGGCUCCUUCAGGUGACAAUGUCAAUGGCCCUGUGGUAGGUAUACCUGCUAUUUUGUUGCCUGUUGAAUCUUCAUUUCCAUGGAGAGAGGAGUUGGAGGUCCUCGUGAGAGGUGGGGUGCCAAUGGCUCUUCGGGGUGAGCUUUGGCAGACUUUUGUGGGAGUUAGAGCGAGGAGGGUUGAAAAGUAUUACACAGAUCUCCUAGCCUCAGAUACAAAUUCUGAGAAUAACGUGGAAAAUCAUAGUCUUCAAUCAGACAGCAACAGCAAAGGGUCAUCUACAGACUCUGUAUGUACAACUGAGAAAUGGAAAGGGCAAAUUGAAAAGGAUUUGCCUCGCACUUUUCCUGGUCAUCCAGCUCUGGAUGUGGAUGGUAGAAAUGCAUUAAGGCGUUUGCUGACUGCAUAUGCUCGACAUAAUCCCUCUGUUGGAUAUUGUCAGGCCAUGAAUUUCUUUGCUGGCUUAUUGUUGCUUCUCAUGCCUGAAGAAAACGCUUUUUGGACCUUAAUGGGGAUUAUUGAUGACUACUUUGAUGGGUAUUACUCAGAGGAAAUGAUUGAAUCUCAAGUAGAUCAACUUGUAUUUGAGGAGUUGGUGCGUGAGAGAUUUCCUAAAAUGGUCAAUCAUCUAGAUUACCUCGGAGUGCAGGUGGCAUGGGUUACGGGGCCGUGGUUCCUAACCAUAUUUAUGAACAUGCUACCAUGGGAAAGUGUUCUUCGAGUUUGGGAUGUUCUUCUUUUUGAAGGAAACCGUGUCAUGCUUUUCAGAACAGCACUUGCACUGAUGGAGCUAUAUGGCCCUGCUUUGGUUACUACAAAGGACGCGGGAGAUGCUGUGACUUUGCUGCAGUCACUUGCUGGCUCAACAUUUGAUAGCAGUCAACUUGUAUUGACUGCUUGUAUGGGUUUCCAAAAUGUCAAUGAAGCUAGAUUAAGGGAGCUGAGAACUAAACAUAGACCUGCUGUAGUCACCACUAUUGAGGAAAGAUCCAAGGGGCUUCGAGCUUGGAAGAAUUCUCAGGGUUUAGCUUCUAAGCUUUACAGUUUUAAGCAUGAUUCAAAAUCAAUGAUGAUAGAAACAAAGAAUGGUUCACAAAUAAAUGGUGAUUUGUCGCGCUCGGAGUCUGGGUCCACCAAUGCUGAUGAUAUUCUUAUUUCAUUGACUGGGGAAGAUGAGGUUGAUUCUGUUCCUGAUCUUCAAGAGCAGGUAAUAUGGUUAAAGGUUGAAUUGUGUAAAUUGUUGGAGGAAAAGCGAUCUGCUAUUUUAAGAGCGGAGGAGCUGGAGACUGCUUUGAUGGAGAUGGUUAAGCAGGAUAAUCGUCGGCAGUUGAGUGCUAGGGUUGAACAAUUGGAACAAGAGGUUGCUGAGCUUCAGCAGGCUCUCGCUGAUAAACAGGAACAGGAAAAUGCAAUGCUUCAGGUCUUGAUGCGGGUGGAACAAGAGCAAAGACUAACUGAAGAUGCUCGAAGAUUUGCUGAGCAAGACUCUGCAGCACAAAGAUAUGCGGCUCAAAUGCUUCAGGAAAAGUAUGAACAAGCUACUACCGCACUUGCUGAAAUGGAGAAGAGAGCAGUUAUGGCAGAAUCAAUGCUGGAGGCAACUUUGCAGUACCAAUCUGGCCAACUCAAAGCACAGCCUUCUCCCCGGUCUGUGCAUUCUCCGCGAUCAUUGCCAUCAGACUCUUCAUUGCGUAGCAGUCAAGAAUCUGCGCAGGACUUCCCUAUGAGAAAAAUAGGCUUGCUCGGUCGACCAUUUGGGUUUGGCUGGCGUGAUAAAAACAAGGGAAAACCAUCCAAUGUGGAGGACCCAAACGAAGGAAGCAAGACAGUCGAAGAGGAAGCUUCCGUCCAGAAGAAAACCACUGAAGAAGAGGCACAGAAUCCAGGCGUUGAUCAGAUUCAGAAACACACCAACGGCAACGGACUCCUUGACAAGGAGUGAACUCUCAUCUAGAAAAAUGGUACUCGUAUCGUAUAUAUACAAAUUUCAAAUACACACCAUCUUGGAGUCACAUUUUCUUGUAUCUAUACCACCUCAAUCAAUAGUUUCUAAGAUUUGUUAAUCCUUUGUGUAUUAGCAUAGAAAUAUAUCUCAGGUAGAACCAAUUUUUUGGUUAAUUCUUUGUUUGUUUGGUUAUAUUAUUAGAUUACAUUACAGGAUAAUAAUGGUAUAAUCUUUGUAUUAAGAAACAUCUCAUGCCUUCCUCUCCAAGUACAGCUCCCAUUUAAUGGCUGGCCUUCUAGAGAAUUCCCUACUGAUUUCAUUUCAAAAUAGCAGGUCAGAGAAGUUAGGAGCAUAUAUUUUGCCUACAAAGACCACUAGGCUCUUAUCUUAGCCCUGUCUCUGCCCAUGUCAGUGAAUUAAAUUACACCAACUUUGUAAUAUAAAUAUAAUGUUGUUGUGA
This is a messenger RNA of Momordica charantia (bitter melon), 3252 nucleotides long. RefSeq lists its product as uncharacterized. Gene Ontology annotation, molecular function: GTPase activator activity; small GTPase binding. The record is from RefSeq and is a predicted model, not a curated record. NCBI's taxonomy places the organism in Eukaryota, Viridiplantae, Streptophyta, Magnoliopsida, Cucurbitales, Cucurbitaceae. Gene Ontology annotation, biological process: regulation of GTPase activity.